UGAAACUUCUCGGUACGAACAAGUAAGGAAAGAAAAGAAAAGAAAGUCCAUAGAAAUAUCGGGAAUUAAGAAAUCAUAUUCAUAAUCAUAGCAAUUAGCCAAUUACUUACUGACUUUGAAAUUUUGUACCCCUAAUUCCUAAAUUUAGGAUUGUCUGAUCUCUCACCUUCAAUUACAUUUCAGUACAAAUCAUCUUGGACUUCAUCAAUGGCUAGGAAACCCGGAGAAGAAUACGACUAUUUGUUCAAAGUCGUACUUAUUGGCGAUUCCGGAGUCGGCAAAUCCAAUCUUCUUUCUCGAUUUACUCGCAAUGAGUUUUGUUUGGAAUCUAAAUCCACUAUUGGCGUCGAAUUCGCCACUCGAACUCUUCAGGUUGAAGGAAGAAAUGUGAAGGCCCAGAUAUGGGAUACAGCUGGUCAAGAGCGUUACCGAGCAAUCACAAGUGCCUACUACCGGGGUGCUCUGGGUGCUCUUUUGGUGUAUGACGUUACCAAACCCACCACAUUCGACAAUGUGAGCCGGUGGCUGAAGGAGCUACGUGACCAUGCAGAUGCCAACAUUGUGAUUAUGCUUAUAGGGAACAAGACUGAUCUCAAGCAUCUUCGUGCUGUGGCCACCGAGGAUGCUCAGAGUUUUGCUGAGAAAGAGGGUCUUUCUUUUAUAGAAACAUCUGCUCUCGAAGCAACAAAUGUUGAGAAGGCAUUUCAAACCAUUCUCUCUGAGAUAUAUCGGAUUAUCAGCAAGAAGACGCUAACGUCUAAUGAAUCAGCACCUGCAGCACUUGCAGGAGGACAAACUAUUCUUGUCGGAGGAGCAUCCGAGACUGGUGCGAAAAAGCUUUGUUGUUCAUCAUCCUAGGCGUAAACUUCAAGUCAGAUUUGCUCUUGAUUUAUUUAUUGUGAAUUCGAGAUUUUCUUGACUUCUAUUGUUCCCUUUAUUUCUCGGCUUCUUUAGUUUUAUCCUUCCCAUAUUUUGCAUCCCAGAUACCAACUGAGUUCUUUCAAGUAAAAGGUUGUAUUUUUUGAAUUAUUUAAAUUUAAUUUAUGACAAGUAAAAAUACUUUUUGGUUGAA
This is a messenger RNA of Amaranthus tricolor (Joseph's coat), 1072 nucleotides long. RefSeq names its product ras-related protein RABA2a-like. Gene Ontology annotation, cellular component: endosome. NCBI's taxonomy places the organism in Eukaryota, Viridiplantae, Streptophyta, Magnoliopsida, Caryophyllales, Amaranthaceae. Bases 208 to 858 code for a protein of 216 amino acids. Gene Ontology annotation, molecular function: GTP binding; GTPase activity. The transcript has 2 exons. The record is from RefSeq and is a predicted model, not a curated record.